AUGGCCGAGGAUCCACAGCCUCUGACCCUCCAGCAGCGUAUCGCAGCCUUGAACGCUGCCCAUAUUGGUCGCAUUCCUGGAGAUCCUCCGUCUUCGUCUCACCCGACCCCUCCGCUCCCUACCAAGCGUCCCGUUGUUGUCAAGCAGAAUUCCAUCAAUAAUCCUCCAGAACGGGUGAAUGGCUCUGUCAUAGGCUCCGGAGUUGGCAAUCAACCUGUUCCUCCCCCUCCUCCUGCCAGGAAACAACCUCCUCCCCUCCCGAGUAGAAAUAGCUCACUCGAUGAGCAAAGGAGGGGGUCAGUAGCAUCCAUUGCAUCUAGCGGUACAAAUGACACAACCUCCUCACGGGUCACAUCCACGCGGACAAAGUCAACUGAUUCUGCGAGUCGAAUCAAAGCACCAGCGUGGGGCGAGUGUGAACUACCUGCCCUCCCUCCCAAGGGUGCACAUCAUCAACCUGUCACCAGAAAGUAUUCCGAUGACAAACCGAAAUAUGUCAAUCGGGCCCCUUCGAGUACCAGUGUUGCCAUACCUGCUACGAGCUCAGAAGCGAAGCCUCAACAACGACCCUCUCUUCCACCCCGACUCCCUUCUCGAAAGCACGACAAUGAACACCGGGAUCAUGCCCCCGAUCCUCCCUUACGAAAGAUACCUCCCAUGCCAUCGAAUGAAGCAAUAGAAAAGGCCAAAAGAGCUGCUUUUUCCUACAUUUCUCCCAAGGACCAAUCACACGCCGAGACUGUCCCUGUUGUCGAAUCUCUGCCUCUUCCCGUGAAGGAACAGGUCCUGCUACCUGUGAAAGACCAUGUGCCGCUGCCGGCCAGAGAAGCCAUACCAGUACCGAUAAGAGAGCACAUCCCCUUGCCCGUGAGAGAGCAUAUCCAUUUACCGGCACGAGAGAUCGUGUCCAGUCAUCAAGCAGACAAUCAGCCUCUUCCGCCUCCAGUACCACUCUCAUCUCGACCAGAUCUUUCUACCAUACAAGCUACAAAGCCCAACUUCACUGGAGACACUGUUUCAGUCAACACCAGUUCACUACCCUCUACAAAAUGCCUUAUCUGCCGAGACUUCUCUGGGCCUGAUCAUCAGGCGACCCUCUUCCCCAGAACGAAUGUCAGUUCAUUACAGAAUUUGGCCCAUCAACUGACCUCUCCUUUCCCAUCUCCCACCGACAAAGCCCGAGCUAUUUUCACCUGGCUCCACCAUAAUAUCGCCUACGACGUUGUCAGCUUUUUUGGGAACAGCGUGAAAAGCUCAACACCACAGUCCACGCUUCAAACUGGCCUGGCAGUAUGUGAAGGGUACGCAGCCUUGUUCACCAACCUGGCUAGCUACGCUGGUCUCGAGUCGGUCGUCAUUUCAGGCCAUGGCAAAGGUUAUGGGUUCACUCCUCUUCCCCCAGGCUCAGCUCUUCCGCCUUACAGUGCCGGGCAUGCUUGGAAUGCCGUCAAAAUCGAUAACGGAGAAUGGAAGCUCAUUGAUGCUUGCUGGGGUGCAGGAUAUGUACAAGGUGCAGGACGCCCAUAUGUUCAAAAGUUUAAUCCGGAUUAUUUUACCAUGCCGAAUGAACAAUUCGCCGUCAAGCAUUUCCCCGGCAACAAGGAUCAAUUCUUCCUUCCAGGUGGGCGGCGUAUGAGCUGGGAAGAAUACAUUGUCAUUGACCCUGCUUGCUGGCCUGAUACUGUUGAAGGUCCCACGGUUUUCACAAACGCCAAAGAGGAUUACUCAAUCGGUGAAAAGACGAUAUACCCUCGGGCAAGGAAGAUUAAUGUGCGACAACCAGAUAUGGUUCGAUUCCAAUUUGGCCUGGUGUGUCCGCAUUGGACGUUGAAAAACCACACGCGCAAAGGCCCACCUCCUGUGUUUAUCGUCUCAGUCCACGGUGUUGACGGCCGCCACAAGGACCAUAUUCCUCUGGAGCAUUACCCCGGAUCGGCCGGUCAGGGAGGCGAUACGUGGGUUGUUGAUAUUUCAGCCCGGGAACUUGGAGCGCCAGGACAAACGGUCACAUUGUUUGCCAUCACGAGUUUCGGCGAUAGACAAGAUGCACGCGGUUUAACCGUGCGGGAGUUUCGCGAUGGAAAAGGUCGAGUUGGUAUGGGAUUCACUGGCGUUGCGGCUUGGGACCUUGUUUGA
Messenger RNA from Rhinocladiella mackenziei CBS 650.93, 2136 nucleotides. RefSeq lists its product as uncharacterized. The transcript has a single exon. Lineage: Eukaryota; Fungi; Ascomycota; Eurotiomycetes; Chaetothyriales; Herpotrichiellaceae. The record is from RefSeq and is a predicted model, not a curated record. The coding region runs from base 1 to 2136 and encodes 711 amino acids.